AUGUCUUCCCAAUCGCAACCCACAGGCCCUUCCACCGACCCUCCACCGAACACUGCUACUCAACCGACAACGUCCUCCACACUGCACGCACACGACGUCGACUCCGACAAUACGUCCGUUGUACUAGCCUUACCAGUUACCCCAGCGAUGGCAGAAGGAGGAGGACCACCCCAACCCAACAGUUUCCUUGACUCUUAUUUUUAUCCAAAUCCCCCGCCCGCCGCUGCCUUGGCGGCCGUGGCGCGCUUGUCGUUGGUGACGGCCUUGGCUGGGGCGACCCAGGCGUCGAUAGAGGCCUUGCCGAAGGUGACUGUGACGGAGGAAACGUCGGCGGAGUGCUGUAUCUGCCUGAAGAAGUUGGAGGUCGGGGAGGAAGCCAAGGAGAUGCCAUGUGACCAUAGGUUUCAUCCGGUUUGCAUUGAUAACUGGCUCGAGAGGCGUCCUUCCUGCCCGCUUUGCCGGUUUUCGAUGCCUACGAGGGCGGAGGCGGCCGCACAAGGGCGAGGACAUCAGACCAACAGGUGGGAUUCGAUUGAAAUGGUUGAUUAG
Molecule: messenger RNA, 549 nt
Organism: Pyrus x bretschneideri (Chinese white pear)
Lineage: Eukaryota; Viridiplantae; Streptophyta; Magnoliopsida; Rosales; Rosaceae
Product: E3 ubiquitin-protein ligase MPSR1
Exons: 1
Coding region: 1-549 (182 amino acids)
Source: RefSeq, a predicted model, not a curated record